UGAAAGCUCCAUUCCCAACAAAUGAAGCAACUUAUUAUUACUCCAGGUUUUCAAAAACUUUAAGCUAACAGUCAACCUUAUCGAUAACAGAAAACAUUUUGUCCUAAAGACCAAUUUAUGACCACGGAAUCAAAUUUGUGCUUCAGAAUCUCUACAGAACGAGCCCAGAUUUGUCGACUUUGGCGAAAAUUUGAGCCUUUUCUGGCCUGAUUAGGAUAUCUCUGCCUUUUUAAAUAAAUUCAAGUUGUGCGAGGUUCGAGUAUUCGCGAGCCCUAAAAUUGAAGAAAAUUGGUGCACAGUAGCGGAAGUCUUGACAAGUGUUGCCCAUGAUGCGGCCAGCUCUCUUCUUUAUUCAGGAUAGUUGAAAAUAUAGGAAACCAAAUAGAAAUUGUCUCUGAAUUAUAAAUAACUGUGACACCAUAAACUGUGUUAAGUAGGCAGUUGUAUAAUUCUGCCGAAUUAUUUGCCGCUUGUUGACUGAGCAGAAUGAUGGGCUCUGAGAAUGAUGAGGCUCAAGAAGCCCAUUUGUUUACAUCCCCGGAUGUAAUGGAAAGUCUCAUUUUGGAUCAGUCUCCGCAGACAUUUAUGUCCAUUAACAGUGAUUACAGGAGUGCAAUGACAUCCCAGGAUGAGAUUCAUUCAUUCCCUCCUGAAGACCCCUUGCAUUCAAGCCUUAAGAAUUCUAACGGCUUGGAUCGCAGAAGUUUCACUGAUGAGGCUUUUGUAGAACCUCCUUCAUAUGCAGAUGUUGUCUUUACUCCUUUUGGGGAAGAGUCUGUUAUUGGAAAUGGUAACAGUGCAAGAGAAGCAGGGGACUCGUUUUUCUCACAGUUGGACUCAUCGAGUUCAGAGUAUUUGACAAUAACAGUAUCUCAACCUCAGAAGGAGCAAGAAAUUUCAAACACUCUCGUUCCAGGAGGGACCACGUAUGUGACUUAUUUGAUUGUAACUCAUACCAAUAUGUCUGAGUUUGGUGAAGCAGUAUUUAGUGUCAGACGAAGGUUUCGAGAUGUAGUAACACUGGCUGAUAGGCUUGCAGAAUCCUAUAGAGGAUAUUUCAUUCCUCCCCGUCCUGAUAAGAGUGUAGUUGAAAGCCAGGUAAUGCAGAAGCAGGAAUUCAUUGAACAACGAAGAUUAGCAUUGGAGAAAUAUCUUUGCAGAUUGGCUGCACAUCCAUUAAUCAAGAAGAGUGAUGAGUUAAGGUUGUUUCUCAAGGUUGAAGGAAAGCUACCAUUAACCACCACCACAGAUAUGGCUUCACGAAUGCUUGAUGGUGCUGUCAACCUACCUCGACAGCUAUUUGGAGAAGGUAUUCCCACAAUUUCAGCUCAAGAUGUUGCUCAACCAGCAAAGGGAGGGAGGGAUCUUAUUAGAAUAUUCAAGGAACUGAAGCAGUCAGUCACCAAUGACUGGGGAGGAAUAAAGCCUCUUUUUGUUGAGGAAGACAAAGAAUUUUCGGAAAAGAAAGAAAAAUUACAGGAUUUGGAACACGAGCUAAUUGAUGCAUCUCAGCAGGCUGAGAUACUCGUAAAAGCUCAGCAGGAGCUUGGAGAAACAAUGGGAGAACUUGGUCUAGCAUUCAUCAAACUUUCAAAGUUUGAGACUGAGGAGGCUACUUUUAAUGCACAGAGAAUUCGUGCAGCAGAUUGCAAACGUGUGGCCACUGCUGCUGUGAAAGCAAGCCGAUUUUAUCGAGAGGCAAAUGCACAAUCAGUCAAACACUUGGAUAAGCUGCAUGAGUACCUCAGCUUGAUGCAGGCUGUACACACAGCAUUCUCAGACAGAUCAAAUGCUUUACUGACUGUACAAACACUCUUAUCUGAUCUCUCUUCAAUGAAUGCCCGAGCUGAAAAGCUGGCUGCUGCUUCCUCAAGAAUCUUUGGAGGUGAUAAGACUAGGAACCGCAAGGUAGAAGAACUAAAAGACACAAUAAAAGUAACAGAAGAGGCACGAGACUGUGCUGUGAAGGAAUAUGAACGCAUCAAGGAAAAUAAUAAGAAUGAACUUGAAAGGUUUGAACAAGAAAGACGCAAUGACUUCUUCAACAUGUUGAAAGGAUUUGUUUAUAAUCAAGUAGGAUACGCAGAGAAAAUUGCCAGUGUCUGGGAAAAGGUUGCACAAGAAACUAGUGGCUAUGCAUGUAGAUCUGAAGAUUCUCUGCCCUUCGGCACUUCUAUCUAGGGUUUCAGUAAAUUGCUGUAAGUAUAAUUUAUAACUCUUUGAAGAAGUUUCAAUCAUUCAAAUGUGUGAAGAGCGCAACAGAAGUUUCAGGAAAGAUGAAUGUAUGUUCAUUUAACUGUGAACCUUGAAGAUCAUUUUUUUUCAAUCCCGAGUUCCUUUGCAACUUAUGGCACACAAUGCAGUAAGUCGUGAAUGUGUAACAUUAUAAAAUAUAAUAAAAUGAAAGGAUGAUUGAAGGCAUUUGUCCUGUAGAUUUAUGCACUACAGGACAUGCUUAAAAAUGGCAUUAAAUUCAUGGAAGCCAUAUGUCAUGGAGGUGUCAAUUUUUGUUGUUCCACUUCAUAUAGAGUUUGUGAUGGAAUCUCUUGUAAUGCAAGACAACUCAGUCUUUUCGAUAGCCAUCUAUAUUUUUGAGAAUAUAGAUUUGGUUUCAUGUUGUAAACUCUAUAUAGAGAUUUUACAAGUCUAAGAAAAAAUGUAUUGCAUAUUUUCCUUUCUAA
Molecule: messenger RNA, 2681 nt
Organism: Cryptomeria japonica (Japanese cedar)
Lineage: Eukaryota; Viridiplantae; Streptophyta; Pinopsida; Cupressales; Cupressaceae
Product: sorting nexin 2B
Exons: 7
Coding region: 487-2181 (564 amino acids)
Molecular function (GO): phosphatidylinositol binding
Source: RefSeq, a predicted model, not a curated record